Molecule: messenger RNA, 1134 nt
Organism: Plasmodium inui San Antonio 1
Lineage: Eukaryota; Apicomplexa; Aconoidasida; Haemosporida; Plasmodiidae
Exons: 1
Coding region: 1-1134 (377 amino acids)
Molecular function (GO): protein binding
Source: RefSeq, a predicted model, not a curated record
AUGGACGUGGAAAACCCGAGAAUCAUGGUAGGCGAACAAGGAAAGGCGCUGUUUUACCUAACCAACCACGCAGACAACAUAUGCAGCGUGAAAUUUUGCGGCGAAGAUGUGUUAAUCUCUACCUGCGAUUGUGGAAUGGUCACGUUAUGGGAUUUAAAUAAUUUAACAAGCACAGGGAAUUACAAGGUAUCAAAUUAUAGUGCACUAUAUGCGUCUCUUUUUGAUAAGGACCAUUUUUUUGUAAAAACAAAAGAAGGGUCGGUAAAAUUAUGGGACAUAGAGCAUAACCAUUGUGCUGUAAAAUUAGACGCCAACAAUUAUACAUACGCCAAGCCGUACUGUGUGAAUGGAAAAAUAGUCACUCCUGUAAAUCACCAUGGGGACAUUGCCAUCUAUGACCUGAGGAUGCAGACAGAUUUGCCGCGUAACAAUACUGUAUGCAGUGUGUCGAACGAAGGAAGUAGUAACACGCUGGUCAUACGCUUUAACAAAAUAAAGAAAAGUGUUGCAAAUAUCAAAGUGUUAUCUUCCACUACGAAGCAGAAAGAAGAGAAAUCUAUUUUGAAUAGCGAAUUGAAAUUCUGUAGUGACAUUUUGGAUAUUUCCCCAGUUCCAUUUUGGGGAGACUCGUUUAUCCUGGCAUGUUACGAACCUUCGCUUUUUUUAAUCUACGAUUUUAGGAUGACGAAUCAGUUCGUUUCCAGUUUUAUAAUAGACGUGAAGGAGAAUGUCCUAAGUUAUUACUUAAAUAGAGACAAAUGCGUAGUUAGUACUAGUAACAAUUCUGUGUACUCCCUUACAUUUGGGAAAAAUGAACAGGUCGUCUGUUUGAUCAAAAAGGCACACUGCCCAAAAUAUAAUAUGACUAAUUUAACGAUAAGAUCGGAUAGUAAACUCUUCAUUUCAAUUACGGACAAGUGUUCUGUUAACUUGUGUGAUUUACACCAAAUGGAAGUGAUAGAGUGCAUUAAGACUUAUAAGUUUAAUUGCUUCAAUUUCGUGGACUUCCACCCUUUUUCCGGCCUCUUCGCAGUGGCAGAACGGAAUAAGAUUUCCAUGUGGGCAAACCAAGCCUCCAGUUUUGAGCCACCCUCCUCGAGUGGCAAUCAGUCAGAAGUGGUACCACUUGGAUGA